Messenger RNA from Racocetra persica, 668 nucleotides. NCBI's taxonomy places the organism in Eukaryota, Fungi, Glomeromycota, Glomeromycetes, Diversisporales, Gigasporaceae. The record is from the annotation of a GenBank genome assembly.
AGGUAGAAAAUACAAAGGAAAGGGUAGUUAAAGCAAGUGAUGAAAAGGAGAGUAGUAAAAAUGAGAAGAAAGAGAAUGUGAGUGGAUUGUAUAGUAUCGGACAUUGUGGUGAGGAAAAGAAGGAAAUUAAAAGGGACGAAAAUAAGAUACUCACCUGCUACCAAAACACCAGUAAUAUGGACAAGGACGAAAAGCAGAUGCUUGAGCAGAAUUCAGAGUAUGUCGAAGGUGGAGAAUCAGUUAUAGAACCUAAAGUAGAAGAUGAAAAUAGAUUAGUAUUUGACCGCGGAAAAUUAAUUAAAAGUGAAGCUCCAAUAUCCGAUAUACAUUGUGGUGAAAGUGACGCUGAAAUUGCUGAUGAUGUUGAGUCUUGUGGACAAACCGAUAUUGAGUAUAGUUACCAAAAGGGUAGUAAUAGUUCAAAUGCGAAUAAUGAAGAAAGGGAAACGUACGAUGACGUAAUUAAGAAAGGAGAUGAAAACCUAAGAGAUAAAAUAGGAAUUAGGGGUGCAGACGUGGUGUCUAAUAAAGGUGAAUCUGUUAAUUUAGGUGAGAAAGAUGUAGAGCUAGUUGGAAGUAUAGCUCCAAAAGACAUAGCUAUAAUCUACUGUGAUGAUGAAAGUAUUUCAAUUGAUUCGGGUAAUAACCAUAAUAUGAGCAUCGCUAAG